Ilex paraguariensis (yerba mate) is the source of this 369-nucleotide messenger RNA. Lineage: Eukaryota; Viridiplantae; Streptophyta; Magnoliopsida; Aquifoliales; Aquifoliaceae. The record is from the annotation of a GenBank genome assembly.
AUGCUUGAAGAAUACCUUACAAACUCAGAUGGAUUAGUGACUGGGAAUGGAACAUGGACAUACAAGAUUCCGACACUUGAUACCAUACCCAAAGAGUUCAAUGUUGAGGUACUUAACAGUGGACAUCAUCAAAAACGUAUUCUCUCCUCUAAAGCUUCUGGUGAGCCACCAUUACUUCUGGCAGUUUCAGUUUACUGUGCCACAAGAGCAGCCAUUGAAGAAGCCAGAAAACAACUUUUUUGUUGGAAUGGAUUAGAUGGGUCUUAUUCCAGAUUCCAGCUAGAGGUCCCUGCCAUCAUGCCCACUGUGAAGGAACAAUGUGGGCUGAACAAUGUGGAGAGGUACCUCCAAAGCUUGCUCUCCCGUUGA